Messenger RNA from Drosophila ficusphila, 999 nucleotides. RefSeq names its product distal membrane-arm assembly complex protein 2. NCBI's taxonomy places the organism in Eukaryota, Metazoa, Arthropoda, Insecta, Diptera, Drosophilidae. The transcript has a single exon. The record is from RefSeq and is a predicted model, not a curated record. The coding region runs from base 70 to 921 and encodes 283 amino acids.
UUCAUGUAACGUGCACAUCCCUAGUUCAGUUCCUUCAGAAAAUUUAUUUACUUAAAUUACAUUUACAGCAUGUUGCAGCGCCUGUGGCGUGGAACUCCUUCCUUGGGACGGUGUGGUAGACAAUUGGCCUCUACCCUGCCCACAAAUCAGGAGCAACCGGGCGAGGAGGUAGAGGUCAGUGCAACGGUGAAGAGGAUUCGCGCGGAAUUGGCUGCUGACAAGCAAAAGCUAAAGUGGCGGACUCCCAUUGGCGAUCGGCCGGAGGAUUGGAACAGCAAAUUAAAACUUUUCUCCAACUCGGAGCAAACAUCCGACUUCAUUGUGAUGAUGCAGCAGCCCCUCGACUUGAGUCCAAGGAACAUGCGCCAGUGGUGGGACAACCGGCAGGAGCGAAUCGAAAGGCACAUGCAGCAGUUUAUCCCGGAGCGACACAAGAUUCUGGGUGCCGACUUGGCUGCUGCACAUUUCAUCCUGUAUCGCGGUGGUGCCGCCAAGUUCCUUACCGAUUCCCGCUGGCACAGAGCCACGGAGGAUGGGGAAUUCAACCUGCCCAAUAAAUUUGAUCCUGCCUACAAAGUGGAAGCAUUGAGGUGCGAUAAUAUGGUUCUCUACUACGAGGGAUUGGAAAAUCUGCGUUGCCUGGAUUCGCUCAAGUUCUUGUCCUUUCACAACGUCAAAACUAUUGAUGAUUGGUGUCUAGACAGGAUUUCGGGCGGUGGCUUCCCGCACCUGGAAGUGCUCGACCUUUCGGGCACCCAAAUUACCACCAAUGGACUAGCCUGCCUAUAUCGUCUGCCGCAGCUUAAAUUGCUUAUCCUGGAUGAUCCCAAGGGAACCCUGGAGUGGGAAUUGGCCACGGCUAUGCUGGAAGAGUCUAUGCCGGCCCUUAAAGUUGUGGGAGCCGAUGUUGUACACGGCUAAGGCAAAAUUGGUUAUGUGCAAUUAGAAGAUUUAUAGGCGUUUUUAAAUUAAAUGAAAAUUGAAUUGUUACAACCUCAA